Messenger RNA from Eucalyptus grandis, 2851 nucleotides. RefSeq lists its product as uncharacterized. The transcript has 14 exons. Bases 44 to 2161 code for a protein of 705 amino acids. NCBI's taxonomy places the organism in Eukaryota, Viridiplantae, Streptophyta, Magnoliopsida, Myrtales, Myrtaceae. The record is from RefSeq and is a predicted model, not a curated record.
GUAAAAACACAACCUCUCUCUCUCUCUCUCUCUCUCUCCAACCAUGGCGCUUGCUCCCUCCAAGCUCCUUCCUUUCCCCCUCGUCCACCGCUCUCUCUCCCGGAGCUUCCCUCAUCCCCGCCCCCGGCCCUCCUCCCCCUCCGGGCAACCGCUCCGGGGGGUGCUCUGCGCCAAGAGGACCGGCAAGCAGAGGUACCCUUCCGAGAAGAAGAAGCUCAGGCAGCAGAAACGAGCCCCCGGCGACGUCAAGGACAAGUUCGAGGGCACCUGGAGGCUCUCGAGGCUCGCCGUCCCGGUCGCCGACGACCCCGGCGAGGAUUUCCUCGGCGUCUCCGAUGGGCUGCUCCGGGAAAUCGCCGAAGUCCUCGAGUUUCCGGUCGCUUCGAUGUUGCCCGCAGAAGCUUUUUGCGUGGUGAGGAAAUCGUUUGAUGCGAGAAAGAUGCUAAAGGAGCCCAAAUUUGUGUAUACAGUGGAUAUGGAUGCAAAUAAGCUUCUGCACCUAGAGCCUCGUACAUGGGACUUUAUUUCUCGGUUGGAGCCCAAAGUUGGUGUAGUAGAACACAUGCUAAAUAAAAAGGAUACAGGUGAUUUGAUCAGCAUGUUACAUGAUCGUAAGAAGACCCAUGAAGCUACAUUGUCAAGAGAGAAUGAUAAUGACCAUAAUGCUGGAUCUAAGAGACAUUGCACAUACAAUUCCGUAAAAGUACCUAAAAUUGCUGUGGUGGGUAGUGGGCCAUCUGGUCUCUUUGCUUCUCUUGUGCUCGCUGAACUUGGUGCAGAUGUUACUUUAAUUGAAAGAGGCCAGCCUGUUGAGCAAAGGGGGCGUGACAUUGGUGCGCUCAUAGUGCGUCGGAUUUUACAGCUAGAUAGCAACUUUUGCUUUGGAGAGGGUGGUGCAGGUACCUGGAGUGAUGGAAAAUUGGUAACUAGAAUUGGAAGGAACAGUGAAAGUGUAUUAGCGGUUAUGAAAACAUUGGUGCAUUUUGGAGCUCCCAAAAGCAUUUUGGUCAAUGGAAAGCCUCAUUUGGGAACAGAUCGGUUGGUUCCUUUGCUUCGGAAUUUUCGGCAGUAUCUCCAGCAACUUGGUGUUAACAUCAUGUUUGGGUCGAGAAUGGAUAAUUUGCUAGUAGAGAAUGGGCAGGUUGUGGGGGUCAAAGUCUCUCAGUCAAGUGACAAAUCAUUAUUUGACAGUGAAAAGCUUACAAGUGAUGCAGUUGUCCUUGCUGUUGGCCAUUCUGCUCGAGAUGUGUACCAGAUGCUUCUUUCUCAUAAUGUGGAGUUGGUUCCUAAAGAUUUUGCUGUAGGUUUGAGGGUUGAACAUCCUCAGGAACUAAUAAACAGCAUACAGUACUCAAAACUGGCAUCAGAAGUCCGUGGUGGACGUGGAAAAGUACCAGUGGCAGAUUACAAGGUUGCCAAGCAUAUCAGGGGUGAGGAUGUUGAUUCUCCCCCAAGUUUAGGGACAAACCAUGCUUGCUACUCCUUCUGCAUGUGUCCUGGUGGACAGGUGGUUCUCACAAGUACUGAUCCAUCAGAACUUUGUAUCAAUGGGAUGUCUUUUUCCCGGCGUUCAUCCAAAUGGGCAAAUGCUGCUUUAGUUGUCACUGUGUCUGGAAUAGAGUUUAAUUCAUUGAAUUGCUCUGGACCCAUGGCCGGGGUCUAUUUUCAGAGGGAUCUUGAAAAGAAAGCAGCUAUAAUGGGUGGGGGAAAUUUUGUUGUGCCUGUGCAAACAGUGACUGAUUUUCUUGAGAAUAAGUUAUCAGGAACAUCCGUGCCACCCUCGAGCUAUCGGUUAGGAGUAAAAGCAGCAAAUCUUCACAAUCUCUUCCCUAUCCAUAUAACAGAGGCUUUGAAGCAUUCGAUUAUCGCAUUUGAUCAGGAGUUACCAGGCUUUAUCUCCAAGGACGCACUUCUUCAUGGGGUAGAGACUAGAACGAGCUCUCCUGUUCAGAUUCCACGUUCCUCUGAUACUUAUGAGAGUGUGUCGCUCAGAGGACUUUAUCCAAUAGGUGAAGGAGCAGGUUAUGCUGGUGGAAUUGUUAGUGCUGCAGUUGAUGGCAUGUAUGCUGGUUUAGCUGUCGCUAAAAAUUUUGAUCUACUCCCUGAUGGCAUUGAAGCAACUCUGGGGAGGGCUUAUGGCACUGGAUAUGUUAAUUACUAAGAUCCCUUUUGGUGUAUGAACUAGAAAGUGGAGGCUGUAUAUACUUUGGCCAAUCUUCUUGCUCAUUGUAGCUGAGGAAGAUUUAUGGGACUUCUCGAUGCGAUAUACUUGGUUAUGGGUUGUUGACAAGAUUCGGAGGGUGCAUUGGAAGAGAAGUCCAUGAGACGUUUUGGGCUGUCGAUUUUUUAUCAGUUGGGUCUAACUUGCUUAAUUUUGACAAGCAUCACCAGUAUAUGGUGAUCUUUGGAGCACAGGAUGCAAGUGAGCUUAUUCUGGUGGGAGAGGAAUUGUUUGAGCUGUAAUUGGCAAACUUGAAGAAUCAGAUGCCAGAAAAGUUUACAAGUUUGUUGUCACCUUGAGUGGACACCGUGAUCAUUUACAGUACAGAUUGACUGAUGGGAGCUAAAGUUCAACCAAGAUUGACUGAAGACCUGCUUUCUGUUUUUCAAGGUAUCAUGCAAAAUUUAGUUACAUAGCUUUAAGUUUAUGAGGAUAAGAAUCAUUUUAGCUCUCUUGCUUUGUUUGAUGUCAGUUUAUAUUGGACAGCAUGAUGAAUAAUGUAACUCUGAUGAUGUCAGAGCAUAACCAUUAGAAGGUCAUUCAAAUAUCUGUGUAAAAGAUCAAUAUUUGUCUACAAUAGAUAUGAAUCUCGACAUAAAAAUUCAUACGUGGUGCUGGGCUUGGAUUCAA